Halichondria panicea is the source of this 4093-nucleotide messenger RNA. RefSeq lists its product as uncharacterized. The transcript has 16 exons. Bases 130 to 3915 code for a protein of 1261 amino acids. Gene Ontology annotation, molecular function: protein binding; transcription cis-regulatory region binding. Lineage: Eukaryota; Metazoa; Porifera; Demospongiae; Suberitida; Halichondriidae. The record is from RefSeq and is a predicted model, not a curated record. Gene Ontology annotation, biological process: positive regulation of transcription by RNA polymerase II. Gene Ontology annotation, cellular component: nucleus; cytoplasm.
UUAAAAUACGUAUUUUAGAUUCAAAACGCAAAAAGAGGGUGUGGUACUUUACUUUGUUUAUACUGAAGAAGGGACGGGGAACUGAGACUUACAAAGAAAGCUCAAGUGUGUGUCCAAAGCUUCAAUAUAAUGGCUACUGGACAAGACUCAGGGUUAGUGCCGUGGAUUCGCAAGAAACUCGGUUUCAAGACCCAAGCAGAGAGGAGAACGAGACUGGAAACUGAACCAGAUAUACCCAGGAGGCUGGACACUGAACCAGAUACACCCAGGAGACUGGACACUGUGCCAGAUACACCCAGUGUUCAGGAGCAGCUGGCCAGGGAUCUGUGGGAGGCUGUAGACAAUAGGGAUGUCAGCAAAGUGAGGUCCGUUUUGGGACAGGGGGCCAACCCCAAUCACCAGCUCUACUGGAGUGAGGAGUGGAGUGCCAAUUAUAGACCACUUCCAGUACACGAAGCAUGCUACCAGGGCUACCUGGAGAUCACUAGAGCACUCGUUAGUGGUGGAGCUGAUAUUGAGAAAGGUGAUGGAAUGUUGCGCAGGACUGCAUUUCACUGGGCGUGUGGGGGAGGACAUAUGGAGACUGUGGUGUAUUUAUCACAAGAGAUAAAAUGUCGUAUUGAUGUGAGGGGCAAGAUAAACCAAACACCACUGCACCUGGCUUGUGCGGGAGGAAGUAUACAAGUAGUGAAAUACCUUGUGGAGGUACUCAAGGUUGAUGUUGAUGUGACUGAUUAUUUUGGCAAGACUCCUCUUGACUAUGCAGUACAUUAUAGGAGCACUGAAGUUGUUGAAUAUCUCCGGUCUCUACAACCCUCCACUCCUAAACCAGUGACCUCUGACCCUCUCUAUGGUCAACAGACACCCAGUGCUGGCAAUGAACAACCAGAAACAACUGAUACUCCAAAUGGUUCCACACAACUUUCAACGGAUGACCAAACCUUGUCAAGCACUCCAUUGACUGAGGAAGACUCUGAUGCUCUAGAAAAGCUGCUCCUAGACAAAAAAAUCAAAAGAUUUGUUAAAAGGACAUAUGAGGCAGUAGUCCACCACCUUCGUGAGGAGCUCGGACACGGGGAACUCGCCGACAACCUGAGAGCGAACCUCGACAAAGUGAUUGGAGAGCAAAAGCGAUAUCUGAAGAAAUUGGAUGAUCUGAUGACUGACAAAGACACUAUCUCCAUGCAGUACCUCCGCCUCCUUCUUGUCGGGCCACCAUUCGUGGGGAAAACAACAACUCUUGGCCGCUUACUGAAAGAUAUCGAAAACAUUAGUUCUGCUGGAGACAAGGCAAAGCUACGCAGUACGCUACUCACCAAUUGCCACCAAGUGGUCGCCUACAUGAACAAAGAUGCCACAGAAUGGGUUUGUUCCAAAGACGUAGAAGAGGAAGCAAAGAUUCUCUUUGGCUACAUGUACAGUAGCAAGGUCGAUGAAGUUCCGAGUGCCCCAACUGAGAAAAAGACAAAAACUGUCCCUGAAAGCGAAAAGCACACAAGCAUACCCAAGCCACUCUCUUAUGAAAAGCCUCAGUCAAAGCCUCAAGAAGAAACACGCUCUGAAAUACAAGAGAAUGCUCACCAACAAAACAGGCUCAUACCCAUUAAAGCUAGAUUACAAAAACUGAUAAAGAACGGAAACUACUCUGAAAUGGCCAAAUGUCUCGGCAACACCUUGCUAAACAUCAACGAUGUUGGAGGACAACCUGCCUUCCUAGAAAUGCUACCAGCCCUAUGUAAUGGUCCGGCCAUGUAUCUAGUGUUCUUGGAUCUAAGCAAGGAACUUGACGAACCCUACGAUAUUCCCUUCAGUCGUGACGACACAGUCAUUACUCCAUUCAAAGCUGUACACACAGUGGAAGCCACAGUCUCUCAAAUCCUCUCAGCAGUUGCCAGUAUCCAUCACGUCUCUCGAGAAGAUGCCAAGUACAAAACCACCUCCAAAUUGAGCGAGAAAUUUGAAAAGUUCCAACAAGUUCAUCCGGUAGCAGCUUUGAUCGGUACUCACGUGGACAAGCUGGAGAAUCCAAAAGAGAAAAUCAAGCAGGUCAACGAUGCUCUGAAAGCAACCACUCAAAAGUUUGCCGGGAUUCUUGUAUCACCUCCGCCAGAUUCUGAAUCUUCCUUUUUUGCCGUGGACAACUUUGCUGGAACGGAACAGUCUGACAUUGCCCCGAUUCGUGAUUUCCUGAGCGAUGUUUUUGCGUCUCAUUUCAAGGAUGCAUCUCUGCCCAUCAAACCGAAAUGGCUCCUACUGGGCACACUACUGCGGAUGGAGUACUCAAUCGUGUCGAUGGAAGACUGCCUGGAAAUCGGGAGAUUGUUAGAGAUGGAUGAAGAAGAUACCAAAUUCUGUCUUUGGUACCUACAGAAGAUUGGAUCCAUACUCCAUUACGGGAAUGUACCCAAUGAUAUUGAUGGCUGGCUAAGCAACCACAUGUUUUGUACCCCUGAAGUGAUCUUCACUAGCAUCAGCCAACUGAUCCUUGCUGCUUUACGCAUCCUCCAUUCUGAAGGCCACGUCACUGAGUUUGAGCGAGCAGAGUUGGUCAAGAUGGGGCAGUUUUCACUGGAGGCCAUUAUCAAGUACUGUAAUGGACCUGAUGUUGCAAAGAUGCUCAAGAAAGGAGAGAUUAUUCCAGCCAAGCAUCUCAUCAUACUGCUGCAAUAUCUCAACCUUCUUUCUGAAAUCGUUCACAAAGAUGCCAAUGAUCCGAAGGUCACCCGAAUCACCUAUCUCAUGCCGGCUAUUUUGGACUGUGCUUCACAAGACGAGCUAACCAACACACCUCAACCAGACACCAACAUCCCAGAACCACUCCACAUCACAUUCAGCUUUGGUUACGUACCAACAGGAGUCUUCUGUGGGCUCAUCACUCGACUAGUUUCCCAAGGCCCUCAUAAAAUUCUUGGAUUGACGUGGGAAUUGGUGGAAGAUGGUGUCAAACGAAACUGCGUCUCCUUUUAUGUUGACUACGUACACAAAGUGACACUGCUCUCUCACGACAGAAGCUACGAGAUACGAGUUGAACGCAAUGCAAAACAGAUGGAUUUAUCUCUUCACGAUCUUUGCUCUCACACUCUGUCAGCAAUCCUGUAUUCUCUCAAGAUCCUGUUCCCAAAGUUGAACCUCAGUGUUGCAUUUCAAUGCUCUUGUCCCAAACACGCAACAAGCAAGAGUCUAAACAACCUUUGCACCCUUGUUCAAGGCCGACAGAUCCACUUCCUGUGUGGUAGAAGUCCCGUCACCCUCAGUGAAGCACAACAAGUGUGGUUGGGGAAGGUUGCAAGCAUUGGUCAGAAGGCAAGCUUGUGUGUGCUCAAGUUUGUUAGAAAUCCUGUAAAGCAGUUUUCCUUUGAUUGGAGCAAAGUGGGAGAUGAUGACACAGCACCUGUUCUCAGCAAACCCAACACUGUGAGCUUCCAGAGUGUGAGAGAGGAGGACUUUGGUCACUACCAGUGUGAGGUGAAGGAUGCAGCUGCUGGGAAAGUGCUCCUCACUCUCUACACAGCUCUCUACAAAGAGGACACAAGAUCGUCACAAGAGGAGCCUACUAGCAGAAACCAAACAGUAGAAAUUGCACAACAACGGUCGUCCAUUGUUCUGACUGGAGAUGAUAUUCUAACAAUUUGUGAGAAGCUGAGAAGUGCAAGCAAAGAUUGGUUCAACUUGGGACUGGCUCUUGGAAUGAAGUUUUACGAGUUGGAAAAUAUUCGAGAUCGAAGCACAGAUAAUGUGUGCCGCCUAACGAUGAUAGUAGCCAAGCGUCUUGAAGUCACUGAUCCACCCAUGACAUGGCCUUACAUAUGUGAAUGUCUAAGGAGGCCUACUGUUGAGCGUAACGAUGUAGCCGAGGAAAUUGAAGACAAGUAUGUGAGGACAGCAACUGCAGUUGCUCAUAGUGCCACCAAUUGAUCAUGAUAACCUGACAAGCUUGAAGGGGACGAAUAAAGUAAAGAAGCAUAAAGAAGCGUCCAUGCAAGAAUUAAGUAAAGAACUGACUGACUCUGUGCUAACAAUGUUGUCUAUAUAGCCAUUAUUAUACAGUAUGAGUACUGUAACAUGUUCAAGCAUUGUUCCUUUGUUCCUUGUA